AUGUCCACGAUGGUCAAGCCCAGGGAAGCCAUCUCGGACACCACCCGCUGGUCCAUCUCCUUGGUAGAGGCCUCCAAGGCACAAGCAAAGCGGAGAGAAGAAGAAGAACGCUUCAAGAGGUGGAACGCCGGGAACCACGACAGCACUGCCUUCUUUAGGAAGAUGGGGCAAAGUGUGGCCGAUACCGAGAGAUACAAGGCUCAAUGUCGGAGCGCUGCCUUGGCCUCUCCCUCCCGAAAUGCCGAAGAGAAGGUGAGUUUAGACUGCACCACCAGGCAUGUGGACGUGGCCAAGGCCUUCGCAGACUUCAGUAACGUGUGUGUCGUGCCACAUCCCGAGAUAGCUGGAACCAUGGGCAUGAACGCCGAUGGAACAGUCGAUGCUCCCAAGGGCCUAAUGCACCUCAAGGAUCAGGAGAAACGGGUGGUAGAGGUGCUCCGGGUGGCUGCCGGAGAGCUCGCUGACCUCGUUGAAUCGAGCGUUCCAGCGGUCAGGGCAGCGGAGGCGCUGCUUUCUCAGGAGGGAAACGAGGGCCGCACCUCCGGGCCACCCGACGCUCCUGCAGCCCCGAAAAAGGCUGGAGAGGGGAGCGAGUACACCGAGGAGUCGAGUGAAGAAGAACAGGUGUCCGUUGAGAUAGAAGACGAGGAGGCGCCUGCGGUAGUGGGCGACAAGGACAAGCGGGGAGCUAGCAAGGAAGCCCCUGAGUCUUUGGAGAAGGAAGCCAAAGUAGAAGGACACAGCCCAGGGGAACGUGAGGUCAGUCCCUCUUCCCGUGGUAGGGAGCUGGAGCUGUAUCCCGCUUGCAAGGCUUCCACAAAGCACUACAAGAGGAAGUUGCAGGACGAGCGGCAGGAGGAGAAGCGCCAGAGAGACUCGGGUAGCCGUGGGUCCCGACGCCCUGUGUCACCUGAGAAGCGGUCCAGGCGGGCCAGUCCAGGUCACGGCGAAGAAGAGGAGAGCGAAGGUCGGGCCCCCUUGCCGAGGCGGCAGCCCAGGGGAGCCCAGCCUAGAGACCGGGGCUCAAGAGGAAGGAAGAAAAGGGAGCGAGCCAAGGAGUUCACGCGGAAGAAGAUCGAGGAGCGACGGGCCCGCAAGAAGCAGAAGCAAUGGCACCAAAAGCCAAAGUAA
Molecule: messenger RNA, 1131 nt
Organism: Cladocopium goreaui
Lineage: Eukaryota; Dinophyceae; Suessiales; Symbiodiniaceae
Source: the annotation of a GenBank genome assembly